This is a messenger RNA of Pyrenophora tritici-repentis Pt-1C-BFP, 1320 nucleotides long. Its product is annotated as Complex1-LYR multi-domain protein. Lineage: Eukaryota; Fungi; Ascomycota; Dothideomycetes; Pleosporales; Pleosporaceae. The record is from RefSeq and is a predicted model, not a curated record.
AUGCCUACAUCUGCCUUCUUCCACGAGAGUGCAUCCACUCUCAAUCCCCUUCAUCUGCUGCGUGCUCUCCUCCGUGAGGCCUCGUACCUGCCCGAUGCGACGGCCCGCACCUACUUCCGCCGCUACAUAGUAAGCAGGUUCAAGGCCUAUCAGCCCAAAAGUAAUGCUACUGCCUCUUUCGAUGUCGAAGCCGUGGAGAGGUAUGAGCACAAGAGCUUCAAAAGGCGCAAGAUGGCCGUAAUCAGGGAACGUGCCCGGCCCCUGCUGCGGAAAGGCCUCAAAGGCCUCAACUACAUGCGCCGUGCCAAUCAAGGCGAGAUGCCUUGUCUGGAGAAGAUACUCUACUUCACAUACGGUCGCAUGGGAAGGCGAAAAUUUCUACUGAUGACAGACUUGUUGAAGCCAGAUCCCAUCAUGGACGAGGACGCUGCCCAUGGGCCCAGUACAGGAGACGAACCACCACUGCAGAAGCUUUACUACAGCGACAAGCGCUACCUUCAAUUCUUUGAUAAGCCUGUAGCUACUUCCAAGACACACUACACCAUUAACAUCUCGGACCGCUACUCCCGGUUACGCCAAGUUCUGAAGACGCAGUACCAAAAGGGUAUAUCCAUCAAUCGCGAGUUGAAGAGCCCCGUGCUGAAAACACCCAUCAACAACGUCUGGGAGAGACCCAUGCCCAUGGUGCGCGCGCGUAACAACAUCAAACGCUGGUAUGCCAUGACCAUGACGCGCUUGCUCCCACCACUGCCGACGGAUGAAUGGGACAAGAUCCACGCCAUGAUUGUUGGCGACGAGCGCGUUAGCCUAGUCAAACGUAGAGUGCGCGUUCCGACUAAAGACUCUGUUCCCGAACAAGUACGCUUCGCUAGCACAGUCGACGCAGCAAUGGCACUGGAUAAGCCAACCAAGGCAGACAAACCCGCUGGUGCGCAGCGACCACAUUCCAUCACCCCAAAGUAUAUGCGACGAAUCUAUGCCAGGGUGCACAGACUCUGUUGCAAAGUUGAGUAUGACGACGAGCAGAAGCAGUGGAAACCCAUUUGGGGUGAACAUAGGAACACCAUCAAGCCCAAGAUAUAUCAACUUCCUACUGACGAAGCUCUGUUCGCCGGCGUCAAUGCAGCCGGGCAGGUUGUAAAAGCGCAAAAGAAACAUGCAGUAGACGCAUCAAGUCAUGUCCAGCCACGCGAUGCUGACGGCAACUACAUGCGCUUCCCCUUUUUUGCCGAAUUCCUCCCAGAAGACAAUCCCAUACGUAAGGAUUUGGAUGAAUGGAAGCGAAAGAGGCGUGUCGCCCAAGAACAAAAUAAAGCUUAG